Molecule: messenger RNA, 619 nt
Organism: Olea europaea var. sylvestris
Lineage: Eukaryota; Viridiplantae; Streptophyta; Magnoliopsida; Lamiales; Oleaceae
Product: alpha carbonic anhydrase 7-like
Exons: 4
Coding region: 60-590 (176 amino acids)
Molecular function (GO): zinc ion binding; carbonate dehydratase activity
Source: RefSeq, a predicted model, not a curated record
AAUACAAUGUUUAAAUCAAGAAUUUUCAGUCGUUUCUUCCAAAAUAUAGAAAGGAAUCCAUGAAGACAUCCACCUAUAUUCUAGCUUCAAUUCUUGCAUUGCUUUUUCUGCUUGGUGCAAAAUCAGUAAAUGCUCAAGAAGUUGAGGAUGAGAGAGAAUUUGAUUACGCGAAGGAAAGCGAUAAGGGUCCGAGAAAAUGGGGAGAGUUGAAGAAAGAAUGGGCAGCAUGCAAGGAUGGAAAAUUGCAGUCUCCCAUUGAUAUGUCAAAUGAAAGAGUGAGAGUUAUCUCGAAACCAGAAAACAGGAAUUAUAAGCCUUUCAAUGCCACUGUCAGGAAUAGAGGUCAUGAUAUUUCGCUUCGUUGGAACGGUGAUGCAGGAUCGAUAUUGAUCAAUGGGACGGAGUACCCUCUUCGACAAGCUCAUUGGCACUCUCCUUCUGAACACACUAUUAAUGGUAGAAGGUACGCCAUGGAACUGCACUUGGUACACCAAACCUCGGACCUAAAUGUGAAGAACCGGAUAGCCGUUACUGGUGUCUUCUACAAGACUGGCAAACCUGAUAAAUUUCUCUCCAAGGUAAAAAUUUGAUAAAAUUCAUGAUAAUAAUUCCUUUGUAU